Fusarium fujikuroi IMI 58289 is the source of this 624-nucleotide messenger RNA. Its product is annotated as related to YSA1-sugar-nucleotide hydrolase. Gene Ontology annotation, cellular component: nucleus. Gene Ontology annotation, biological process: nucleoside phosphate metabolic process; ribose phosphate metabolic process. Gene Ontology annotation, molecular function: ADP-ribose diphosphatase activity. The transcript has a single exon. NCBI's taxonomy places the organism in Eukaryota, Fungi, Ascomycota, Sordariomycetes, Hypocreales, Nectriaceae. Bases 1 to 624 code for a protein of 207 amino acids. The record is from RefSeq and is a predicted model, not a curated record.
AUGUCUCAGAAAACACAAGAACCCGUCAUCACCAAAACCUCUGACCUCCCAGUCGAUGAGGCAAAGUGGAUAACCCUCAAGAAGAUUGAGUAUGUCGACCAAGUCGGAAAGGCACGAACAUGGGAGGUUGCAACACGAAAAACAAGGGGAAAAUCCGGUGUCGAUGCUGUCGCCAUGGGAAACAUUCUCCUCCACCCAUCAAAGCCCGCUUCUACUCUACUCGUCAUUCAAUACCGACCCCCUCUUGAUGCCUACACUAUUGAAUGGCCCGCUGGACUCAUCGACGCGGAGGAGACCGCCGAAGAAGCGGCUGUUCGAGAAUUCAAGGAGGAGACUGGAUAUGACUGCAAGGUCUUGAGUGUCAGUCCCGCGCAAGCUGCUGAUCCCGGAAUGACAAACGCCAACAUGCAACUGGCAAUGGUGGAGGUUCAAUUGGGGGAGAAUGAUGAAGAGCCGGAGCAGAGACUCGAUGAUGGAGAGCACAUUCAGCGGGAAAUCAUUCCUUUGUCUGAGUUAUAUGAGCGUUUGGUUGAGUACUCCAAGAGAGAGCGCACUGUUGUUGCGGCCAAACUGUUUCACUUUGCUGCAGGCAUGCAUUUUGCCCAAACUCAGAAGUACUUUUAG